Molecule: messenger RNA, 2079 nt
Organism: Impatiens glandulifera
Lineage: Eukaryota; Viridiplantae; Streptophyta; Magnoliopsida; Ericales; Balsaminaceae
Product: protein KINESIN LIGHT CHAIN-RELATED 1-like
Exons: 2
Coding region: 121-1842 (573 amino acids)
Molecular function (GO): protein binding
Source: RefSeq, a predicted model, not a curated record
ACAGAAGUAGCUACUAGCGAAAAAGGGGUUCUACAAGGGUUUAAGUUGAACGAUUGAGGUCGCCGAAUCCAGAAGAAUAUCAUAACCACUGUCGGCCGAGCUUCACUAGAUCUAUUGCCGAUGAUGAGAAGGGUUUCAUCCAAAUCCCUCUCUAUCUCGCGCCAUUUCAUUGCUUCGACUGCAUCAAUCGAACCAAAUACAAACCGUUCAAUCGCCCCCCUUUUCAAAACCAACAACAACCAUGCUUUAUUCUCUUCCAAGAUCAACAUCCUUCACCUUUUCAGCACCGCUACAUCUAAUUCCACACCAGCUGAGAAAUCCUCCGAGUCAAUUAAGACGGCGGAAGACAUGCUCAGAUCAGUCAAGAACAUGGAAGCCGGUUUUGGCGAAACAGAACUAGGAUUGGCUUGCCUCAACGUCGGAAUCAAACUUGACCAAGACGGUGAGAACCCAGAAAAGAUUUUUCCUUACGCUUGUCGAGCUUUAGAUGUAUUUGAUAAAGAUUCUAAUCCAUCUUUGUAUCUUGCCAUGACUCUUCAAUUACUUGGUUCUGUUUCUUAUAACUUAAACAAGUUUGAUGAUAGUUUAGUGUAUCUUCAUAGAGCUGAGAAUGUGUUGGUUAAAUUAGAGAAGGAAAACUCAUCUAGUCUUGAUGAAAUUAGACCUAUUCUUUGUAAUUUACUUGUUGAUCUUGCUAAGACAAAGACAGCCAUGGGAAGGAGAGAAGAAGCUAUUAUCAAUCUCAGAAAGUGUUUGGAGAUUAAAGAAACAGCUUUAGGGAAAGACAAUAAAGAACUGGGUGAUGACAAUAUGGAGUUAGCCCAGGCAUACAAUGCUGUGUUGAACUUUGAUGAAGCACUUCCAUUUUGUCUAAAAGCAUUGGAUAUUCACAAGGCACAGUUUGGUCACGAUUCAAUUGAAGUCGCAGACGCCAGGCGGGUGUUGGGCGAGAUUUAUACAGGAUUGGAGCAACACGAAAAGGCAUUGGAGGAGAUUGUAUCGGCAAAACUGUUGCUAAAGAGUUUGGGUCUCGAUUCUGACAUGCUGAGAGCUGAAAUAGCUUCUGCAAACACUCUAAUCGCAUUGGGUAGGUUUCAGGAGGCUGUCGAUACUCUGAAAAGUGUCGCCAAAUGUACAGAUAAGGAAAGCGAUGAUCGAGCGAUUGUAUACGUUUCCAUGGCGAAAGCAUUGUUUCAUCUUGAUAAACUAGACGAUUCGAAGAAAUGUUUAGAGAUAGCCCGAUUAAUCCUCGACGAGAAAAACGCGAUCCCUUCUGAAGAAGCUGUGGAAGCGUAUAUGGAAAUAUCGAUGCAAUACGAGACGAUGGGCGAGUUAGAUUCCUCUGUUUUAUUGCUUAAGAAAACUCUGGAAUUAAUUGUGAACCUUCCUGAAUUGCAGCACUUAGAAGGAAGCAUUUCAGCGCGAAUUGGGUGGUUGCAUCUAUCAAUUGGUCAAGCUGAGAAAGCGGUUGUAUACUUAGAGAACGCGACUGAAAGGCUAAAGAUUAACUUCGGGUCGAAUCAUUUUGGGGUGGGAUAUGUUUACAAUAAUCUGGGCUCUGCUUAUAUGGAUCUAGAUAAGCCUCAAUUAGCUGCAGACAGCUUUAUCCAAGCCAAGAAGAUUAUGGAGGUUUCUCUUGGCCGUGUUCAUGAAGAUACAAUUGGAACUUGUCGAAAUCUCGUGAAAGCAUAUGAAGCUAUGAAAAGCUAUUCUCUUGCAAUUGAAUUGCAAGAGCAGGUUAUUGAAGAUUGGAAAACACAUGGCUUGAGUACAGAGGAUGAUGAACUAAAAGAAGCUAAUUUAUUUCUUGAACAGCUGAAGAAGGGGGCGUUGAAUCAAUAGUGUGAUUUUUUCGUCGCUUAAAUAUUGUAACUCGGUUUCAGGGGUGAAGUAGUGAAACUUUAAGGAAUCGGAUGAAUUGAGAAUCAAGUCAGUUUCGAGUCGGUUUGACAUUGUUCUUCGAGGUGGUUUUUUGGCAAAAUAUUUUUUAAACUUUCAACUAUUGGUUGCUUAUUUAAGAAUGUUUAUGUUGUCAUUUGUUUCCACCACUUAUAAAAAAAAAAUCAUUUUUCAUCAAUU